ACUUUGAAGGAAACUAUGCGUUUGUAUGACCUAGCUUAUGGUAAAGCCAUGCCAGAGAAGAUGGUACAGGACAAUAGGAUUUCACAGAGUUCUUGGGAAAAUAGAACUUUCCCUCAUGAGGGUACAGAGGGCAUUACAUGUAAAGAUGAAGAAAGCACUGUCUGGUUGGAGCAGUGUCAUGAUGUAAGACAUGAUGAUGUGGUAAAGUUGGGCUCCACCAUGAAUAUGAACUUGGGUAAAGAAAAAAACUAUGCAACUGCUCCCCAAUCUCCAGAUGAAGCAAAAGACAGAGAUAGAAUCCAGGAUACCCUGAACUCAAAUCUGUGCCCAUCUUCUGGAGAUGGCUACAAGCUCCAGCAGGAAAGGUCACUCUGUUCCAGCAGUAAAGCCAUUGAGGACCUGAGCCUACAGUCCAAAUCCCAGAGUCCCCUUAGCAUUGGGGAAAGCAUGCCCGACAAUGGUAGUGGGGGCCAUAGCUUCCCUGUGAAUGUGGAUGAAGUUCACAUGAUACAGAGCAACAGCUCCCCUGAGAAUUAUGUUCUUCCCCCUAUCUUGCUGGCCCAGUUCAACCAGGCUGAUGGAGGCAUUCAGUGUGAUACGAGCCAGUGGCAAGAUGAAGAGCACAAUAAAUCUCCCGAGUCUUCACCAGAAAGCAGAAAGGCAACACAAGAAAAGUCAGUUAGGUGUGGGAAAUCGGAUGAAGUGGUGGAGAGGGACAGCUACCCAAAGUAUGUCCCUAGCCCUGCUAGGUUGGCCCAGAUGUACAGCAAAGGGAUGGAUGAAGGGAUUCAGUGUGAUAUGAUCUGGUUGCAGGAUGCAGAGUUGGAGAAAUCCCCUGAGCAAAUGCCUUACAAAGAUGAAGAGUCCUCACCAGACUGCAGAACUAAAGGAUCACAGAGAAAGUCAAUCAGGGAUAGGAAAUUGAACACAGAUGAAGAAGAAGUAACCAUGAAUGAUGAGAUUGAGGAAGAGUAUCAUGAGAACUUCAAAAAGUGUGCCAAGAUUAAAAAGACUGUGAAAGACAGGAAGCAGAAAACCCUGAACAACUCCUUGAGUGGUAACAGAGUGUAUUUAUUGAAGAAAAAUGCUACCUUGAACACUGUACUUCCCGAGGAUUUAGAAGACUGUGAAUUGGAAGAGGAAGUUGAAGAUGAAAUGUAUGUGGUGGAAUGCCUCUUUGAAGAGGUUAGUCCACCAGACCCUGUGAAUUCCUUGAAAGGAAGGAUUUUUUGCAAGGCCAGCAGGAUAAUCAGGAUGCCACCUGAGUGGUCUCUCUCUCCUCAACUUAUCAUCUGCCCCACCAGAAAUAAGGACAGGUUAAAGCAUGUUGAAUAUGAGAGCAUCCCUAUGGUGUAUGAAGUGACAGGACAGGAUGGCAGGAUCCAAAGGGAACGUAUGAUGGCCAUGCAGAAGGGACUGGAGUCUAAGACAGCCUCUCACAAGUCAUGGGAAUGUAACUGUGAGAGAAGGAAAACCAAAGUACCUUACAAAGUUUCAAACAGAUUUGAUGCAGAUGCUGUAAAGUUGAGGAAACAGCCAGCAGGCACAGAGGAAAGAAAUUUCUGAGUUCCAGCUACAUAGAAGAGCUAAAUAUUACAUCACCACGACAGUUUAGAACCUGAUUAUCCC
Molecule: messenger RNA, 1629 nt
Organism: Prionailurus viverrinus (fishing cat)
Lineage: Eukaryota; Metazoa; Chordata; Mammalia; Carnivora; Felidae
Exons: 3
Coding region: 16-1566 (516 amino acids)
Source: RefSeq, a predicted model, not a curated record